This is a messenger RNA of Vicugna pacos (alpaca), 2789 nucleotides long. The record is from RefSeq and is a predicted model, not a curated record. NCBI's taxonomy places the organism in Eukaryota, Metazoa, Chordata, Mammalia, Artiodactyla, Camelidae.
AUCUGAGAUAAUUGUUUCCCUGCAAUCAAGUGCAGAAGAGUGUGCCACCAAGCUAAGGGAUGGUCGGGAGGUACAGAGGAGUGAGUCAUCAUCACGGCAAACCUUCAUUAGAUUCUUGUGAAAUGCUGGGAGUUGGAGGAACAGGAUGGGGCUGAGGGAGAAGAAGAGGCUGAACUCUUGUGCCCUGGGCAUUUUCAGUCCGGGUGCAUAGAGUAACCUAACAGUCAUCAGCUCCACCUAUGCUCAGAAACACUGGGAUCUUCAAUGGCAGGAGAAACAGCGAUCAGAAGACCGAGAUGAAUUGUAACACUAUUCUAGAAGAGAUUCUUAUUAAAAGGUCACAGCAGAAAAAGAAGACAUCACCCUUAAACUACAAAGAGAGACUUUUUGUGCUGACAAAGUCCAUGUUAACCUACUAUGAGGGUCGAGCAGAGAAAAAGAACAGAAAGGGUUUUAUUGACAUUUCAAAAAUCAAGUGUGUGGAAAUAGUGAAGAAUGAUGAUGGUGUCAUUCCUUGUCAAAAUAAAUAUCCAUUUCAGGUUGUGCAUGAUGCUAACACACUUUACAUUUUUGCACCCAGUGCACAAAGCAGGGAUCGGUGGGUGAAGAAAUUGAAAGAAGAAAUAAAGAACAACAAUAAUAUUAUGAUCAAAUAUCAUCCUAAAUUUUGGACAGAUGGAAGUUAUCAGUGUUGCAGACAAACUGAAAAACUAGCACCUGGAUGUGAAAAAUAUAAUCUUUUUGAGAGUAGUAUAAGAAAAGCACUACCUCGAACACCAGCACCAGAAAUAAAGAAGCGAAGGCCUCCCCCACCAAUUCCGCCUGAAGAAGAUAAUAGUGAAGAAAUAGUUGUAGCCAUGUAUGAUUUUCAAGCAACAGAACCUCACGAUCUCAGAUUAGAGAGAGGUCAGGAGUAUAUCAUAUUAGAAAAGAAUGAUGUUCAUUGGUGGAAAGCAAGAGAUAAAUAUGGGAGGGAAGGAUAUAUCCCAAGUAAUUAUGUAACAGGAAAGAAGUCAAACAACUUAGAUCAGUAUGAGUGGUACUGCAGAAAUACGAACAGAAGCAAAGCAGAGCAACUCCUCAGAAGUGAAGAUAAAGAAGGUGGCUUUAUGGUAAGGGAUUCCAGUCAUCCAGGCAUGUACACAGUCUCCCUUUAUACAAAGUUUGGAGGAGAAAGCUCAUCUGGUUUCAGGCAUUAUCAUAUAAAGGAAACAUCAACAUCCCCAAAGAAGUAUUAUCUGGCAGAAAAGCAUGCAUUUGGUUCAAUUCCUGAGAUUAUAGAGUAUCAUAAACACAAUGCAGCAGGACUUGUCACGAGGCUGCGGUACCCAGUGAGCGCGAAGGAGAAGAGGGCGCCCACCACUGCCGGAUUCAGCUACGAAAAAUGGGAGAUUAACCCAUCAGAGCUGACCUUUAUGAGGGAGUUGGGGAGUGGACUGUUUGGAGUGGUGAGGCUUGGCAAGUGGAGAGCUCAGUACAAAGUAGCAAUCAAAGCUAUUAGGGAAGGAGCCAUGUGUGAGGAAGACUUUAUAGAAGAGGCUAAAGUGAUGAUGAAACUGACACACCCGAAGUUAGUACAGCUUUAUGGAGUGUGCACCCAGCAGAAACCAAUUUACAUUGUUACUGAGUUCAUGGAAAGGGGAUGCCUUCUGAAUUUCCUCCGGCAGAGACAAGGCCUUUUUAGUAGAGAUGUGCUGCUGAGCAUGUGUCAAGAUGUGUGUGAAGGGAUGGAGUACCUGGAGAGGAACAGCUUCAUCCACAGAGAUCUGGCUGCCAGAAAUUGUCUAGUAAAUGAGGCGGGAAUUGUGAAAGUAUCUGAUUUUGGAAUGGCCAGGUAUGUUCUGGACGACCAGUACACGAGUUCUUCCGGUGCUAAAUUUCCUGUGAAGUGGUGUCCACCCGAGGUGUUUAAUUACAGCCGCUUCAGCAGCAAAUCAGACGUCUGGUCAUUUGGUGUUUUAAUGUGGGAAGUAUUCACUGAAGGCAAAAUGCCCUUUGAGAAAAACACCAACUAUGAAGUGGUCACCAUGGUUUCUCGCGGCCACCGACUCCACCAGCCGAAGUUGGCGUCCAGAUACGUGUACGAGGUCAUGCUGAGAUGUUGGCAGGAGAAACCCGAGGGAAGGCCUUCCUUUGAAGAUUUGCUGUGCACGAUUGAUGAACUAGUUGAAUGUGGAGAAACGUUUGGAAGAUAAGUGGUACUGUGACCAGCGGCCUCCAGACUCCAAAUCACAAGGAAGAAACGGCACUUUGUGGCAGAGUUUUAAUUUAUUUAGCACUGGCUGUGUAGAUGGUUUUACUGAUUGAGUGGAAACACCUAAACCAUUUACUCCUAGACCAGCCUUAGCUCUGUGACUGAAUCUUCUGGAUUAUGGAAAUGCUGCAGCGGUUAAAUGCUGCGGUGGUUAAAAACACACACUUUUAUUCCUUCUGCAAGUACAGGGGUGCCCACUGUGUGCCAGGUGCUGUGCCCAGGCCCCAGGGUCUGCCCAUUUUAGGGGUGCACGUGGGGCCAUGUUAGCUGGAGUCAGUGGUAAUUGGGAGGGAGGGGUGUCAGAACCAUGUUCCAGCCACCCCCCUCUUCCCUUUGACUUCUGCAGAAAUCUGGGCUGGGGUAUUGUCUCGAAUGUGGGUUCUGGAUGGAUCAGAAACAUACCUGGGAUAAGUACCCACUUUUUGUUUCGAAAACAUUUGUUUUCAAGACUGCGUUAGUAUUACAUCACCACAUAUUUGUAUGCUGUAUAUAUUGUAAAUAUAUAUAAUAUAUAAAGUUAUAUAUUUAUAAGAAA